GGGCAAAUACAAGAUAGAGGGGGUAGAUGACCUGACCCAGCAAAGUGGAAAGCAAACUUGCGCAUGUGCUUCUGAACAAGAGUCGUGUGUUUAAAUUGUUGUAUCGAUGGCACUAAGGAAACCCCAUGCAAAAACUUCCAUUCAAGAUCUACCAGCUAUGUGACCUUUAUGGGCAGAAUGAAGAUUCUUUACCUUUGGAAGCCUUUGCCUGACGAAAUCGCAAGCGAUGAUGAGAAAGAUAUCAACCACAUGUUCCCCAUGCUUGAAAUUCAAGAUACACUUCCUCCUUACACUUGGCCCAAGUCUGAACCUGUUUUUAGUUCCUGUCCGAACCUUAUACAGCCCAACCUUGCACUAGCUGAUCCUGUUGUGACCCCAGCAACUCCUGUAACAUACCCUGGUGUGGAGCUGUCACCACAAGGCUUGGUAACACAACCUGUAGUAAUACCCCAUCCAGAGCUGGUUGCCCCAACAGGUCUGGAGACCACACAGAAUGCAGAACUUCCUAUACCAGGAGUGAUGACUGCACCUGUCGAGUCGGGGAUUCCAGGCUUACUCAUUAGUCCGCAGAUGCUGCCAUUGACUGAUCUGGAAAUGAAGUUUCUAUACAGAGGGAAGCAAGUUGGAAUGAUGACAGUUAGUAACCCUCAUGGUUGCCGCCUCUUCUACAGUAACCUUGAGCCUACCCCAGAGCAGGUGGAGCUGUUCGGCCCAACUACACUGGAACAAGUUCGAUUUCCUGGAACAGAUGAAAUUAGUAAUGAAAAACAGAAGUUCUACACUAACCAUCUUCUGGAUGUAAUGGACCGAGGGCUGAUCCUUUGCCUGCAAGGCCAGGAUAUAUAUGCCAUUCGCUUGUGUCAGUGCAAAGUCUUCUGGUCUGGGCCAUGUGCCCCUAAUGUAGGUGGACCCAACCCUAUAGAAAGGGAGAAGAGAGUCAAACUAUUCAGCCUUGAGACCUUCUUGAAUGAGCUCAUUGCUUGCCAGAAAGGUCAAACAAAUGCAUUGCCCCCAUAUGAAAUAUUCUUCUGUUUUGGUGAAGAAUGGCCAGACCAAAAACCAAAGGAGAAAAAACUCUCAUCACCGUACAGGUUAUUCCUGUGGCUGCCCGCUUGCUUUCUGAAAUCUUCUCCGGGGAGCUGUCCUGGUCUGCAGAGUAGUAUAAAACUCCAAAUAUCACAUCCAGAUUUAAAGGACAAAAUGGUGGAACAGUUCAAAGAACUUCAUCAAUUGUGGCAGAGCCAGCAGGCCCAAGCACUUGCUCCACAAGGUGCAGGAACGAAUCCCGGGGAAGAUGUGGCUUCUGGUCCCUGGCCUAUGCAUACCGACAGCAUGCAAUAA
Staurois parvus is the source of this 1341-nucleotide messenger RNA. The record is from the annotation of a GenBank genome assembly. NCBI's taxonomy places the organism in Eukaryota, Metazoa, Chordata, Amphibia, Anura, Ranidae.